CUCUGACUUGUAUCACGUGGCUAUUUAAAUGCCAACAGUCUUACUGUCAAAACACAGCAACAUGAUGGACCUGUUCGAGACCAACACUUAUUUUUUCAACGAUUUACGUUAUCUUGAGGGGGACCAUGGGACCCUGGAUAUGCCUGGCGUGUCGCCGCUCUACGAAGAGAACGACAGCCCUCUCUCGCCGGGACCGGAUCCUGUCCCUUCCGAAACUGGAUGCGAGAGUAGCGGAGAAGAGCACGUCCUUGCGCCGCCAGGGCUUCAGGCGCACUGCGAGGGUCGGUGCCUUAUGUGGGCUUGCAAGAUCUGCAAAAGGAAGUCGGCACCGACAGACAGGAGAAAAGCCGCAACUCUGAGAGAAAGAAGGCGGCUCAAAAAGAUCAACGAAGCGUUUGACGCGUUAAAGAAAAAGACGGUACCCAAUCCGAACCAGAGGCUACCCAAAGUUGAGAUUUUACGCAGCGCUAUAAACUACAUUGAGAAGCUGCAAGACCUGUUGCACACGCUGGACGAACAAGAUCAAAACUCUGUCAGUGACCCUUAUACAUACACCGUCAAAGAAAAUCAUGUGGCUCCUAGUGAGUGUCAUUGGAAAAAGACCUGCCAAAGCUGGCAGGAGAGUCCAGAUCAUUCCAAUUCCCAUACGGCCAGUCACAGAGAAGGAGGCGCAGUGGAGUCUUCGGCAUCCAGCAGCCUUCGUCGACUCUCAUCGAUUGUUGACAGUAUUGACAGUAUUUCCACGGAGGACACGAAAGCUCUACCGACUCAGUAAAGCGAAGCUUAAACACUAUUUCACAUUUCCGACUUUGUAUUUAUUUCCACGCGCUAGUAUUGAAUGUGAUAGAUGACACUUUGCAAUGACUUUCAUCCGUACGCCAAUAACAACAACACUGUUACAGUGUGAACAUUCGUAUUCGGAUUCAAAAUUAUUAUUCAAAAUGAUUAUUGAUGAAAGUUAUUAUGACGUUACAAUGUAUUCUGUCUAUUAUCUUUAAUAUUUCGACCAUCCGUUUGACAAUUCCAGGCUUUUUCCAUGAUCAUCUGAAUUUUUCCAUAAAAAAGGUCAAAUGAACACUCACUGUGUAUAUAUAAUCCACACUCUCAAAGUGUGGAUUAUAUAAACACUGUGAGAGUUAAUUUGACCCUUUUUAACACUGGUGAUUUUGCAGUGUGAGAAUUUAUAUGGUCUUCCUAAACUGCAUAUGUAAAUAUUUUGUAAUAUAUUGCUGUUACUUAAAUUAUUUUAUAAAUUAUAAAGAGGAAAAUACCUUUGAGAGCACUUGACCAUUGCCGGAUAUCUAUCCAACAUUA
Messenger RNA from Triplophysa rosa, 1314 nucleotides. It is a transcript of the gene myf6, whose product is annotated as myogenic factor 6. The transcript is spliced from 3 exons. Bases 29 to 775 code for a protein of 248 amino acids. Gene Ontology annotation, molecular function: RNA polymerase II cis-regulatory region sequence-specific DNA binding; protein dimerization activity; DNA-binding transcription factor activity, RNA polymerase II-specific. The record is from RefSeq and is a predicted model, not a curated record. Lineage: Eukaryota; Metazoa; Chordata; Actinopteri; Cypriniformes; Nemacheilidae. Gene Ontology annotation, biological process: positive regulation of myoblast differentiation; regulation of transcription by RNA polymerase II; muscle organ development.